Messenger RNA from Archocentrus centrarchus (flier cichlid), 1793 nucleotides. It is a transcript of the gene hoxa4a, whose product is annotated as homeobox A4a. NCBI's taxonomy places the organism in Eukaryota, Metazoa, Chordata, Actinopteri, Cichliformes, Cichlidae. Gene Ontology annotation, cellular component: nucleoplasm; nucleus. Gene Ontology annotation, molecular function: DNA-binding transcription factor activity, RNA polymerase II-specific; RNA polymerase II cis-regulatory region sequence-specific DNA binding. Gene Ontology annotation, biological process: anterior/posterior pattern specification; positive regulation of transcription by RNA polymerase II; embryonic skeletal system morphogenesis. The record is from RefSeq and is a predicted model, not a curated record.
UGGUUUUGCUUUAUAUACUGUGAUUUAAUAAGGAAAACACUAACGUAAGCCAGUCCAAGUGGUGUUGGUGGUACCAGUGCCAUGCUUUCCAUUGGUUCCUGUUUACAUGAUGCCCACAGGACACGCCGUGAUUGGUGGCUUCCUCACACGUGACCAGGCAACUUUGUACAUUUGACAGGGAGUAGGAGGGUUUUGUGGAGAUCAGAAAAACGACAGCGCGAUAAAAAUUAGUAUUGUUGCACUUCACAAAUUAAUGACCAUGAGUUCCUACUUGAUAAACUCCAACUAUAUCGAGCCUUCCUUUCCUCCAUGCGACGAAUAUCAGCAGAGCGGAUACAUCCCCAACCCUGGUGAUUACUACGAGCGGCCAAAAGAUACGGGCUUCCCCCAUCACGAAGAGCCAUCCUAUCCGAGGUCAAACUACACAGAAUCGGGAUAUGAUUACGGUAACGUCCCCGCCACCGGACUCGACGAUUUCAGCGAUGGGCACCACGCACAACCGCAACCAGUUCCACAGAGCCACGGACCUCGCCUCACCGCGGCCCCAGACGGUGGCGCAAAUGCCAGCAAAGACUGCAGCCUCGCCACUGAAGUAUAUCCCGGCGUAGCGAAGGGCAAGGAGCCGGUGGUCUAUCCUUGGAUGAAAAAGGUCCACGUUAGCAACGUCAGUGCCAGUUACAAUGGAGGAGUGCCCAAGAGGUCCCGCACUGCCUACACGCAGCAGGCUUUGGAGCUGGAGAAGGAGUUCCACUUCAACCGGUACCUGACCCGGCGCAGGCGGGUGGAGAUUGCUCACACCAUGUGCCUGUCCGAGCGCCAGGUCAAGAUCUGGUUUCAGAACCGGAGGAUGAAGUGGAAAAAGGAGCACAAGCUUCCCAACACCAAGAUUCGCUCCUCAAGCUCGGCCUCAGCCUCAGUUUCGGGGGCCCAACAGCAGCAGCAGCAGAUCAAAACAGGCCAGCAGCUUGUUCCCACGCCGUGCACCGCAGGUCUAUAGUGCAUGAAUGAACCCCAUCCCCGAAAACCCCAAUCCAGACUGAGAUGGCAAAUGACACAAGUGGAAUUUGAUGGACCGAUUCUCAGUAUUUUACACACACGGUGUUAUCUCUUUCACCUUGCCUCUGCUAUUGGGCCCCUGUCACGUCCUUUGUACCCUUUCCCUUUCCCGGCCGUCCUCGCCCUCUUCAUAUAAGCUUGAAAUUCACCUUUAAUUGCCACGGUGGCAAGCGAAGUGUUUAUAUAUUUGUUUAUUAUUAUGAAAGAAGGAUAACGCACAUCAAACUUGGAUGAAAUGUAUAAUUUCAGUUAAAAUUGAGUGAGGUAAAAGUAAGUUGACCUCAUUUUUCAGUGUUCUCUUUGAUAUUUUUUCUUUUUUUCUGUUUUUUUUUUCUUUAUUGUUGCUCAUGGAAAAGUUCUAAUAUACUUGAAAGAUAUUUAGCGAGACUCUAUAGAUGCCAGUUAGAAAACCCACACGUUUUUUUUAUUUUUUUUUAUUUUUUUAUUUUAGAGGCAUGGCAUCAGUCAGAGUAUAGCAGCGUAGUAUGUGUGUUUGAGUGGGUUGGUUUACUGUUGAAUGUAGUCCAGGUGACUUUCACAUCUAAUGUACAUAGACAAAUCACAAUGAUGGCACAAUAAGGAAAGCGUUUCGUCAAGUAAGUUUAUGUUUGUUGGUGUCGUAUGGUCUAGUUUUAUUUGUGCUAGUGCGUCCAUGUUUGUGCUGUGUUCUAAACUGUGAAUAUUUGUAUAUGUUGUCUCAGUAAUGGCCGUUGUGAUGUAGGCUAGUUUAGAAUAAA